Molecule: messenger RNA, 1403 nt
Organism: Drosophila erecta
Lineage: Eukaryota; Metazoa; Arthropoda; Insecta; Diptera; Drosophilidae
Product: E3 ubiquitin-protein ligase NRDP1
Exons: 2
Coding region: 192-1190 (332 amino acids)
Biological process (GO): ubiquitin-dependent protein catabolic process; protein polyubiquitination
Molecular function (GO): ubiquitin protein ligase activity
Source: RefSeq, a predicted model, not a curated record
UGUCAGCUCGGACACAACUCAGCGCCGACGUAAAAGUAACAUUUUGAUCGAAAAAUUAUAAAAAUCGAGUUUCGGAUAAAAUAAGUACAUAUCAAACUCCGUGGUAAGCGCGUGGGAGUGGCACAAUACCCAAAUAAUAGGUCACAAACUACAGCGACAUUAACUUCGGCAUCGAAAUCAAACCUUCCAUCAUGGGCUUUGAUAUGAACUGCAUUGUGGGCCACGUUGACGAGGAGCUCAUCUGUCCGAUUUGUACAGAUGUCCUGGAGGAGCCGGUCCAAUCCUCGCAAUGCGAACACGCCUACUGUCGCGCCUGCAUCGAUAAGUGGAUGCUCCAGAAGCAGAUUUGCCCGGUGGACCGCUCCGCCCUACUGGCCUCACAUUUGGUGCCCGUUUCGCGCCUCAUGCGCAACAUGCUCGGCAGGCUGAAGAUGAAGUGCACCUUCUCGCAAAGCGGAUGUACCCAGAUGCUGGCCCUCGAGGAGUUCCGGACCCAUGUAGCCGCCUGCGAGCAUAAUCCCAAGGUGGUAGUCGAGUGCAGCAAGGGGUGCGGCAUGAAGAUUCCCAAGGACGAGAUGUCGCGCCACAACUGCGUUUUCGAGCUGCGCGAGGUGGUGGAGACAGUGGUGAAGGAGGUUUCCGACCUCAAGCAGAAGGUAACCGACCUGGAGGCGCAAAGCUCCAGUCAGCGCCGGGAGCUGGAGCUGUUCCAGUACUAUAUCGCAGCACUGCGAUCAACCAAUCCCGUGCUGCGCAACAUUGGCGAGCAGCUGGAUCGCUUCUCGCUGAUGCAGUGGGGCAAUGGACUGCGCCUGGCCACUGUCAACUCGUGGGGCAGCCUCAUCUCCACGCCGGAUUCCCCCAUGCACCUUAUGGUGCGCAACGUUCUGCGAGCCAGCGGCUGUCCGAUGCACAUGCUCAACAUGAUGGUGGACCACUGCCACGAGGAUCGCUGGCCCGAGGGUCUGAUGACUCUGGACGAUCGCCGCGAGAACCAGCGCCGCAUGAGUCAGUAUGUCACCCGAUUGGUGCCCGGUCUGGUCACCGGGAAGCCGUGUGUGGUGGUGCUUGCUGGCGACAACACCCAUAUGCCGGAGAAUCUGCGCCCUAGCCUCGGCCUGGUCAUGAUCUUUGUCGACGGGGUGGAUGAGAGGGCACAGCAACCGUGGCCGGACACCGAGUUUGUCUAAGCCCCAUCAUACUUGUAUAUCCCACAUCUAAAUUCAUUUUGGUAACGCAACACGCUAGCGAAACUGGCUGCCUGUUUCCCACGUUCUUUGUUUUGGAAAGGUGGUCAUGUUGCUGCCAAUGUCUUAAAUUACACGAUCAGCACGAGUUAAUCGUACGUCAAGCGGCCAUGCAACACUCGUCCACAUGGAAAUAUAAAAGCAGAGAAAAACAUA